Macadamia integrifolia is the source of this 1771-nucleotide messenger RNA. Its product is annotated as sugar transport protein 10-like. Gene Ontology annotation, molecular function: monosaccharide transmembrane transporter activity. Lineage: Eukaryota; Viridiplantae; Streptophyta; Magnoliopsida; Proteales; Proteaceae. Gene Ontology annotation, cellular component: membrane. Bases 1 to 1554 code for a protein of 517 amino acids. The transcript has 4 exons. The record is from RefSeq and is a predicted model, not a curated record. Gene Ontology annotation, biological process: monosaccharide transmembrane transport.
AUGGCUGGAGGAGCUAUUGUAUCAACUGGACCAAUUAAGAAUUAUAAUGGAGGGAUGACAGCCUUUGUGCUCAUCACCUGUGUGGUGGCAGCCACUGGUGGUCUUAUUUUUGGAUAUGAUCUUGGGAUUUCAGGGGGAGUGACUUCUAUGAAUGAAUUUCUUAUGAGGUUCUUCCCCUCCGUGUACAAGAAAAUGAACAGUGCAACUACUAAAGAAAGCCAAUACUGCAAAUUCGAUAGUCAGACAUUGACUAGCUUCACCUCUUCCCUCUAUCUUGCUGGGCUGAUAGCUUCCUUUGUGGCUUCUGUUGUAACUAGGAUCUUUGGUCGGAAGGUCUCAAUGGUGACAGGAGGGGCUGUGUUUCUUCUGGGAGCCAUCAUCAAUGGCGCUGCAAUGAAUAUUGCGAUGCUUAUCAUCGGUCGAGUACUACUUGGUGUGGGUGUUGGUUUCGGCAAUCAGUCUGUCCCUGUUUAUCUAUCUGAAAUGGCACCAGCAAAACUGAGAGGGGCACUCAACAUGGGUUUCCAGUUGGCUAUUACAAUUGGUAUUUUGGUUGCAAAUCUUGUGAAUUAUGGGACAGCCCAGAUGAAGUCAAAUGGCUGGAGAUGGUCAUUGGCUCUGGCGGCGGUUCCGGCAAUACUAAUGACCGUGGGCUCAAUUUUAUUGGCGGACACCCCCAACUCCCUAAUGGAAAGAGGGCAUAUGGAGAAGGCCAAGGCAAUGUUGCAGAAGGUCCGUGGUGUCUCUGAUGUUGAUGAGGAAUUCCAAGACCUUUUGGAUGCAAGCCAGAAAUCCAAGAUGGUUGAGCACCCAUGGAGAAACAUCAUGCAGUCUAGGUAUAGACCCCAGCUAGUCAUGGCCAUUCUCAUUCCUUUCUUUCAGCAGUUAACUGGUAUCAACGCUAUCAUGUUCUACGCACCUGUUCUAUUCAAGACAUUGGGUUUUGGUGAUAGUGCUUCACUCAUGUCUGCUGUCAUUACUGGCCUUGUUAAUGUUGUCGCAACCUUAGUCUCCAUAUUCACCGUCGAUAAGUACGGCCGAAGGUUCUUGUUCCUCGAAGGUGGUAUUCAGAUGAUCAUCUGCCAGAUUAUUGUGGGAGUGGUCCUUGGAUUGAAGUUUGGGAACACUGGACAAGGAUCCUUGUCCAAGGGAUACGCUGAUCUUGUCUUGGUCUUGAUAUGCUUUUACGUGGCAGCCUUUGCUUGGUCAUGGGGUCCAUUGGGAUGGCUAGUUCCUAGUGAGAUCUUCCCACUAGAGAUCCGAUCAGCAGGUCAAGCCAUCAAUGUGUCUGUUAACAUGUUUUUCACCUUUAUUAUAGCUCAGAUAUUCCUUGCCCUGCUUUGUCACUUGAAGUAUGGUCUCUUCUUAUUCUUUGCUGCAUGGGAGAUUAUUAUGACAGUGUUCAUCUACUUCUUCAUGCCUGAGACCAAGAACAUACCAAUUGAAGAGAUGAAUAGGAUGUGGAAGCAGCACUGGUUCUGGGGUAAGUAUAUUCCCGAUGACGCGGUCGCCGAUCAUGGUAUCCAACUCUCAGCUGGGAAGGGUAUGGCCUGAAUGAAUUAAGUACCAAGAAGAUGGAGUUUUCAUAAAUGCAGUGUUUUCCUCUUCUGUUUAACAAAAGAAGAGAAGGAAUUCUUUUAUGUACCCAGAAAAUUUUGUAUUUUCCUUUUCUCUUUCCAGUUUUGGAUUAAUUUCAGUUUCAUGCUUCCAAUUGCUGAAUUGCAAUUAAUCUAUGUUCUUCCUUUGGUAAUUAACAAAAGUUUUGAUGCCA